Messenger RNA from Fusarium oxysporum Fo47, 2949 nucleotides. Its product is annotated as cytochrome P450. Lineage: Eukaryota; Fungi; Ascomycota; Sordariomycetes; Hypocreales; Nectriaceae. Bases 1 to 2949 code for a protein of 982 amino acids. Gene Ontology annotation, molecular function: oxidoreductase activity, acting on paired donors, with incorporation or reduction of molecular oxygen; heme binding; monooxygenase activity. The record is from RefSeq and is a predicted model, not a curated record. The transcript has 12 exons.
AUGACUCUUGAAGGCGAUCCCUCUGCAGGCUUUUUGCGCGAUGUUUUGCAGAGCGUUACCGACCAUCCUCGAGCCGUCAUCGCUACCGCGGUUCUUGGGCUAGUGGUUCUCUUCGUAGCUGACACGUUGCGCACAUGGUACCGGCUAUCACAUGUUCCCGGUCCAUUCUGGGCGGGGUUCUCCAAAGCUUGGAUGGUGAGACAAUCCUUCAAAGGGAUUCAACCUUAUGCGAUUCAACAAGCCAAUGAGAAAUAUGGAUCUCUCGUGCGCAUUGGGCCCAAUGAGCUAGCGACUGAUGAUCCCAAGCUGCUCAAGCGGAUGAUGUCAAGUCGCUCUGCUUAUACAAGAGGACCUUGGUAUAAUGCUCUUCGUUUCGAACCUGGAAAAGAUAACCUUUUCUCCAUGAGAGAUGAUGACGCCCAUGCAAAGCUGCGCAACAAGAUGGCCGCUGGCUACUCCGGCAAAGAAAACGAGUCCCUCGAGCGCACCAUUGACGAACACAUUGCCAAACUCAUCAACCUCCUGGAAACAAAGUAUCUCUCAACAGACAAAGACUACCGCCCAGUGGACUUUGCUCAAAAGAUCCAGUUCUUCACUCUAGAUGUCAUCAGCGAUCUUGCAUUUGGUCAAGCAUUUGGGUACAUGGAGCAAGAUGAUGAUGUCUUUGACUUUAUCAAGAUCACAAAGUCUUACUUCCCUGUCACGUUGAUCAUGGCAAAUAUCCCAUCGCUCGUGUCUCUGCUGCACUCAAAGCUAUUUAGUGGCGCGUUGCCGAAGGAGAGUGAUAAGCUUGGCUUUGGGGCUUUCAUCGGCGUUGCCAACAAGAAGGUCGCAGAACGAUUUGCGCCAGGUGCUCAAUCUCAUCCAGACAUGCUGGGAUCUUUCAUCCGCCACGGUCUAACCCAGGAACAAGCUUCGCGAGAGUCCCUUCUCAACGUUGUCGCUGGAAGUGAUACCUCAGCAACUACAAUCCGCCUCAUCAUGCUCAGUCUCCUAAGCAAUCCCAUGAUGUACCUCAAACUUCGAAACGAAAUCGACGACGCAAUCAAGGCCGGAAGUAUCUCAUCACCCAUCACCGACGCUGAAGCGAGAAAGCUUCCUUAUCUUCAAGCUGUUAUCCAAGAAGGUCUUCGCAUUAAAGCCCCUGCAGCUGGCCCACUGUUCAAGCAAGUUCCACCUCAGGGCGAUGAGAUCGCUGGCAAGUUCAUACCAGGUGGAACACAGAUCGGACAAUCGCCAUUUGCUGUUUAUCACUCCAAAGAGAUCUUCGGUCAAGACGCGAGUCUCUUUUCGCCUGAGCGAUGGAUUAAUGCGGACCCAGCGAAGUAUGAGGCCAUGGCUGAAGUUUGCCUGGGUAAACCUGUUGCGUUUAUUGAGUUGAACAAGAUCUUUGUCGAGGCAAGUUCCAUCGCUGUUAUCGAUACAAUAGAGACUAACCAGGCCGAACAGCUGUUGCGACGCUUUGACUUUUGUAUGGCUCGCCCUGAGAGACCACUUCAUAUAAUGAAUGCUUUAUUUACCCUGAAAACCAAGUCUAUUUUCAGCGUCAUUCUUUUUUGCUUAAAUCGCUUCAUCGGAACCAUGAUUGGCUCGAGUGUUUUAUUCGCGUUUGGUCUUGUGACUAAUGUUGCUAUUGCCAGCGUAUGCAAGCCUCGACCUUCCGACAGCUCCAGUGCUUCUUCUGUCGAGAGUGUGACAUUGAGUAUUUCUGCCACCGCUCCAACGACGACUGUCGCCGCUGAAACAACAACCGCUACUUCUGCCGAUCUGUCGACUACCUUCGCCUCUACUGUUGGCGAUGAGACUACCACAGAGGCUAUAGGGACGGCUACCACCACUGAAACAUCAGUGACUGUCGAUUUCUCAACUACCAUUGAGACAACUGGCACUGCAGAGACCGCCAUCACUAACGCUAUAACCACUGCCGCGACUACGACUGCAGAGACAACGACAGCCGAUGCCACCACCACAACCGCAGAUACCUUCGUCCCAAUCCCAACAUUCGACGUCCUCGCUAUCGGCGCUCAAGUCGACGGCCAAAAGCUCCGCGGUCACGUAACAACAGACUACGAAAUGGGAUGGAAUAUGGACCGUACACCCCCAAUCCUCGCCUUCUCCAUUGACCCCGACACAAACCAGGUCAAGGAAGUCAAUGGAAACUACCUCUGUCUUCAAUACGGCGAUCCUAACGAAGACUACCCCAACUUUCUUAAACUUUGCGACCCCGGCAGUGUCACCAACAUCGAUAUUGGACUUGGUAUGGUUACUUGUGAGCAGACUCGUGAUCGCAGGCUUGAGUGCUCGGCCCCAGCUGCGCAGUGCGUGGAGGAUGAUAUGACCAGGAUGGUGACUUGUUCGGCGCUCCCUGGGACAGUUACGGGCUUUUAUACAUAUUCAGGCAUCGCAUUGGCGGAAUCUCGCACGACAAUGAUCUUUACUGAGACUCACACCGUCGAUACUACCAAUACUGCGACUGUCGAUGUCUCUGCCAACACAGCCACGUCUACUGUUGACAUGCUGUCUGCUGCAACUACAUCAACGAUCGAUGCAACCAAGAUUACCACCACAGCUGAGUCAACUAUAACAUCAGACCUUCCUACAAGCGUAUCAGCAUCCGAGCCCUUCGAGACAUUCGACGUUCUUGCUAUCGGCGGCUCCAUCAAUAGACAAUACAUGAAGGGCGGAGUAAAUGAGGGCUCAAUGAUGGGAUGGGAUCUCACAGGCACCGGGACAGGCCACAUGCCUUCGUUCACCAUUGAGCCCGGCACAAACUAUGCCAAAGUGCUGCGCAACGAUCUUUACUUAUGCAUUGGAUACGGAGACGGUAGCGAGCCCAACUUCGUCGUAACGGAUGGGCUAUGGCUUGCUAUAGAUUCGGCUAGUAAUCCGACUUCUGGUAGCCCUUUUCAACCCAUCGAGCUUGGAAUUACGCCAAAUGAGUCCAAGUAG